CUCUACUAUAUAAUUGGAGGCCUGGAGAGGUAGCUCUUGCUUAAUUCACCACUUACGUUUUCAACAUAUACAAGAAAAAAAAAAGGAAGAAGAUCCUCUAACAUCAUAGGAUUUUAAAUGGAGAACAAGUUUUUGGCAACCUUCUUCUUGCUUCUCGUCCUCUUCUCAUCUCAGGAGAUUGGGAUUGAGGGAAGGAUGUGCCAAUCAAAGAGCCAUCACUUCAAGCGCAUGUGUUGGAGCGACCACAACUGUGCCAUGAUUUGUCGUACCGAGGGCUUUUCUGGUGGUCACUGUCAUGGCUUUCAUCGCCGCUGCUACUGCACUCGCCUUUGCUAACUUUUGUUUCUUAUUAAUCCAAUAAAUGUACCUUUUACUUUCUUUUUCCAUUUCGAAUAUUGGUAAUAAUAAGAAUGUUUCUCUUUAUGUUAA
Messenger RNA from Camelina sativa (false flax), 429 nucleotides. Its product is annotated as defensin-like protein 6. The record is from RefSeq and is a predicted model, not a curated record. Gene Ontology annotation, biological process: defense response. NCBI's taxonomy places the organism in Eukaryota, Viridiplantae, Streptophyta, Magnoliopsida, Brassicales, Brassicaceae.